GAAAGGUGAGUGGUAAUGUUUUGUUCGUCCCUACUUUUUAUAUUCUGGCUAGUGACGAGCCCUGAAGUUUAGUAUUACUUUGAGUGUUGCGUUCGAUUUUCAGUUUUUUGCUACACUGACCAUUUACUAGAAUUUGCCAUCUGUCUGUCGUCUAUUUUGCAGUUGUAGCUUGUGUUCGUUCACAGACGCACAUGCAUGAGUAUCCCACUCUUAAUAAAUGUUAAUAUUGAACCGCCCUUUUAAGGAUAAUAUCCGAAAGUUGGUUAAAAUAGGUUGUAUUUUGAAUCUGAUCUCAUAAAACCUGUCCGAGCUCCAUCCGAUUACUCUGGAUUUACUGAGUUGAUUUUAUAAUAGCCACAAUGUAGGCCACUGAAAAUACCACUUUAAGUCAAAAUUUAUCAAGUGAAACUUUUGACAGCUGAGGUCUGUACCUUAAGUCCUUUAUAUUGAGGGUAACAACACAGCAAAAACCUGAGUGCACAACUGAAUGGUGAGUGGUCAAGCAUUUCCAUUAGUACUUUGAUGACAACUUAGUCUGGUAAGAAUUGCUCUUUUUCCCGGGAACAUAAGAUCAAUACUGACAUUUUUUUGACUGCGUCAGUGAAUAAAGGAAGACAACGACGAGGAAAUAGUAAAUUAAAUAAGGAAAGAUCAAGCUACUGUAAAUUAAACGUGGUUUAUGAUUUAUAAAAGCACGACGUUAAGCGUUUUAAUACCACUGUAGUUGGUCUAGGCUCAUAUCAAAUGAAGUCCCUUAAUAAAAGUUCCUAUCUACCUUUAAUAUUCAUCACACAUUUAAUUAUUGUGUUUGUCUUCACUUCCAAGUCUGUAAAACUGCGAAUACAUACUUUUCCACUAUCAGUCAGCUACAGCGUAGGACCAGCCACAUAUAUGCAUCGGUCCAAGUUGCCAUACCUCGUUAACACAACAAGAUAGACACCGGAUUUGUAAAAGUAGUUAAUUCAGAGGUGGUAAUAUAUAAAAGAAAGAUUGCAAUAAGGAUAUAGUACAGGAGGAAAGAAUUAGUUCGUAGAAAGAGAGAUAUGAAGUGAUUUUAAUCUCUUAGUUUAAGGGAAAACAGGGAGUGUAUACACCAACGCCAUUGUGAUCGAUUCUGAGCCAUGUCGCCAACAGUCUCCAACCAUUGGUUACGAAAAUCACGCGGACCCCAACCAAGUAGUCUGCAUCUACCAACAUGGCUCAGACUAGAAGUUAGUGACUUCAAGCACUGAUGCCACGUUUUGGUUUGGCCGCCCCUAACUUUCUUCCAACCAUCCCCAACACCUGUCAACAUUGCGCGUCGUGGUAAUCGGUGUUCGGGCGUGCGUAACAUGUGGCCCAACCACCUCAGUCGAUGAAGAUUCACAACCUCAUCAACUGAUUUACCAUCAUUCCCUAAUACCCUGCAUCUAACUCCACUAUUACUUACCCGGUGAUCCCAGCAGACGCCAGAAAUAUUUCUAAGGCAUCUGUGGUCAAAUACUAGUAGCUUACGAGUGUCUUCUACUCUUAAGGGCCAUGUUACGCUGCCGUAAAGUAAAACAGAACGAACUGCCGCGCAGUAUACUCGUCGUUUUUCUGAUAAACGGAUAUCUCGACCAGGUCUGAAGCCAGCUUGGUUCUCUCGUGUUUGCACUUCACGAGUCUUAGUUAGGCGUCUGAUAAUUAUCGAGGCUAGUAUUUUAGAUACUAUAUUAGUUAAACUAAUCCCUCUAUGGUCGUCACAGGAUGAUUUUAACCCUCUCUUAUAUAUUGUGACGAUAAGUGAUUGUGACCAGUCAGAUGGGAUAAAGUCUAACUCCCAUAUCUUAACUAGAAUAUUAGUCAACCUAAUCGCUAAAAUUGGGCCACCAUCCUUAAAGACCUCUGGAGCCAGUCCAUUUGGACCAGCUGCCCUUCCUCGUUUCAGAUUAACUAUAGCCUUUUGAACUUCUGCUAGAGUUGAGGGACCUACUUCAAUGUUCCAUUCACACUUUCUGGGAAUGGAGGGUAGUUGUAAAGUAGCUGAAGGUCAGCUGAACUGUUCUCUGAAAUGUUCCGCCCAUCGUUCUAAACGUCUGGACUGGGAUCAGAUGAGAGUAUCGUCGUUUUCCGAAAUAGUCUGACUUACACUUGACUUAAUAAUUCCAGUUUCUUUUAUUAUUCUGUUGUGCUGUCUUGUGUUCUCUAUAGCCGCCGCCAUUUCCAUCUCUCGCUUUCGUUGCCCACAACUGCUCACGGUCGUUCCUUAGACUUUUUCUGAACCUAGAUCUGAUUUGUUGUCGCUCUUCAUCGUGUUCAGAGCCUGAUGGGAUAAGUUUACAAGAAUCCAUCAGUGCAACAGACCUUGAGGAAAUCCAUUGGUUCUUUGUAACCCUGUGGUUUAAAUCACUGAUAGAUGUCACUGCUGUUUCCACAGCUGUUUGUAUAGCUUUCCAAGCAACAUCUGGGUCAACCUCGUUUUCAGAACUAUCUAAUUGUGACCUCAGUUUCUCCUGGAACCUACUUUUGGUUUUCUCGCUACUCAAUUCAGUUCUAAUGGGUCUUUUCACUGUGGCUUUUUUGCGUCCAGUGAGGCGCAAGCAGAUGCGUGCCCGUAUUAGGGCAUGGUCGGAGUCCAAGCAGGUACUCCAGAAUGAGCGACAAUCUUCUACCGACCCUCUCCAACGAUGACUGAUGGCAAUAUGGUCUAUUUGAGUCCAUCGUUGGUUUGGUGUAGGGGAUCGCCACGUUAGACGAUGUCUCUCCUUAUGCUUAAAAUUUGUGUUUGCUAAAAAUAAGCGAUUGUCUGAGUAUAGUUGCAGCAGAAGAUCACCAUUAUCUGUUCGUUGUGCCGGAAUACUAAAAUACUCACCUAAAUGCCUUUCUGUUUGGUUUAAACUACCUAUCUGGGCAUUGAAGUCACCUGCUACGAGUACUAUGUCUGAACGUUUAACUUUCUGGAGAAGUUCAGAUAGCUUUCUGUAAAAUUCAUCUUUCACUUCAUCUGAGCUGCAGUCGGUGGGAGCGUAGGCAGAAACGACUUUUCCACUAUGCCAACCGAUUUCUGAUAAAAGUGACAACUUAGUAACAAAAGAACAAAAACAUUUGUUAAAAAACUGGUAAUACUACUUGAAUAUUUAUAUGUAACCUGAGUAGUAGUCGAAAAUAUAUAAGUUGGGUAAAGAUCAACUUCUCGAAAGCACGUUGCGUAGCACGAUGGGAUGGUGUCGCAGUAAUAUGUAAUCAAGAGGGGAACUGAUUCUUUAAGCAUACGGAAUAAUCUUGGUAAAUGCACAUUAGUGAUCAGAUAUGAAAAGCUACGCUUCAAGUCAUUAGUAAGCAUAAGUCGUCCAAAAAACACUAACCUCAAGGUUUAUGCGAUCACUUUUCUGGGGAGGGGGUGGAAAUCUGUCUCCAGACUCUGUGAUUCGCGUCAUGGAUUUUUUUAAAGAUUUUAUCAAUAAGCUUAUUAAACUCAAACCACUUGAUAGUCAGAAUCUGUUUAUAAUACUCCUUGAGAAGGAGGAAGUAGUAGUUCUAGUGGACUGAAAUGUUUAGAUUGGCAAAAUGACAAGUCUGUCAUUAGUUGGUAGCAAGUACUCACUGGUAUGUGCUUUGGAAAAUCCGACCAACACGUAUUUAUGACAUCUUGCAUUUUUUAUAAAUAAGUGAAUAUAAUGUAAGUACUGAUUUUACCCCCAAGCAUUCUAUGGGUUACUGAGUUUGAGUUACUUUUAUAUCUGAAUCCCUGAUUGUUGCAACCAAGUUAUAUAACUCUUGAUACAUUGCUAAUUAUUCUUUGUUUGCAGAUGUUAUUUAUUUUCUGAAGACCUAUAGUUUUACUUAUCAAGUAUCUUCGAUAGUUACGUACGUAAACGUGCAAAUCAUAGAUGGCUGAGGACAGCAGUGGGCUCGGUUACCGACUGGAGGAAAUCCAGUCAAGUAUUGCAGAGGGAAGGUUAAUGCUUAACGUUCUUCGUUCCCUUCCAACCACUGAGAAUAAUGAUGCAUUCAUAGUUCGUUUCGAGGAUCUAAUCAGUAGAUUAGAAAACUAUCAACUUCACAACAGAAAGAACGAGGUGAAAGAUGUAAAGUUACAGUUGAGGACACUUAAGGAGCAACAAGACAGAAUUCAGUCUCUCCUUGGUCAAACAGCGACGAGUAUACAGGAUUCUAGUUUAUCUGAAGCACCCGGUGGGUCUUCCAGUGAUACUCAAGCAAAUGUAGUGUUUUCAAAUUCCGCAUCAGCACUGCUUUCCAAAUUUGAGUCCUUACUAUCCAAUGGAAACAACCAAGGUUGUCAAAAAGAUGGUGAUCGGGUUUCUUGUAAUGUUAAUUGUUCACGCAACUUUAAACCAAAGCAAGAACCAGCGGAUACUACCCAAGAAAACGAUAAACCAUCAACCCUUAACACUAAGCAAUUGUUAAAACCUCUAGAUUGUGAAGAGUCGACAGAUUUAUCGAACCACUCUGAUAUUCAUCUUUCUGAACUACAGAAAUUGAUUGAAGAAUCAGAAAGAUUUGAUGAGAUGGUUAAACGACUUGUAUUAAUAACAAGGAGAGCAAAUCUUGGUGAAUCUACAAAGUUGCUGGUAGAUAUUUCGAAACGAUUCUCUGAGCUUCAGAUCAGUUUUAAUUCACUGAAAGAAAGUUAUGAUUCGCUUCAUAGUGAACCUCAACUACCUCCUGAAUUGCGUAAAGUUCAGCUUUCAAGUUUUCGUGAAUUUCUCAACAGUCUUAGCCGUAAUUUUGAUUCAACCAAAGAAUGCUUUUACACAAUCCAUCAUCUUGUCAAAGCUACUAUUGAACAACAACUGGCGAAUGGAACACUGCAGGAUGUAGAUCAUAGUGAUGAAGAAAAUAAUUCAACUUUGCCUGUCAAUCCAACUGGUUCUGUUACUCUAAAGGACGGUAAUAUAGAACUAAAUACAAGCAAACAAAUUAAUGAUGAACACGUUGAAGAUGGUGAUCCUGAAUUUCUAACUCAAAAGGCUUAUUUAAUAGCAUUACAACAGCGUACAGCUCAAGAAAAAGAAGAAAUUGCAAAAUUACUACAACAACGAGAUGAACUAGCUGGACGUUUGGCAUCACUUAAAGCAGCUGCUAGUAGAGCAUCAUUUGAUACUCGUGUUACUUCUGGCGACUCAGUCGAAUCAACUCAAACUGAUGAGUUGGAAAAUGGAGAUGAACGUAAUAGUGGGUCGGCCAGUGUAUCACCUGACAUACUUUCUAGUCUGGAAGCUAAAAAACGUGAGUUAAAUGAAUUAAAGACUCAACUUGAACUCCUUCGCAAGGCUGAAGCUAAAAUCGCUAAAUUUACACCAGCUCUACAAGGUCCAAGAGAUAUACAUAAUUCAAACAUUGCUGCUCUACCACAAGAGACGUUAGACGAUAAGCGAGUCACUUCUGCUUCGCAGUCCAUUCUUCCAGAAGUCAGUUCACCUCGGACAAGAUUUGCAAUUUAUAAAGAUGACUCUGAUGAUCUAGUGAAUACAAAACCCGCUGGAAAUGUAUCAUUAUCUUCGGAUUUAUCAACCAAAGCUGAUUCUGUGACUUUUCAGCAACCAGAGGUGACCUGUAUUGAUAACACCGAACGUUUGUAUGUUAAUAUGCGUGAGGCACGAAUACAAAUAGAAGAACAACGGAAUCGAUAUGAUCGGAGUACUUCAAAUGGAAUCAAUAAUACCAAUUCUACCGCUCAAAAACCAUUGCAGCAUGUCAGUUGUAGCGGUGCUUCUGUCGCAACUAGUCAAGAUAGAACAACUCUAGCAACUUGGGGUGGAUCUUCACCUGUCCCUUCUUGUUCAUCUGAAGCUUCUGAAGCAAGUGACGAAGGAGAUGGCGUUAGUGUUUCUGACUCCCUACCUUUAAGUACAUGUCUUUCAGUGUCUGCAGUUAAUAAUGCUUCUAAUGUUAUUCGAUCUGUUCCCAAUGGGCAUUUGAAAAGUGUACCCAGCUCUGUUGCAACCAGUUCCUUGGAUAUGCCUGGUGAACCAUGUUCAGUUAUUAAGAGAGCAUCAAGAAAAUGUGAAGAUAUUCACGGAAAUAAUUUAGAUAAUGUUUAUGUUUCUUCUACUGAUGAUGUUCCAUAUAAAUUAUCACUUCCGCAGGUUGGUCGAAGUCCAUCUCCUCCAACUCGUCACAAAAACAAAUCAGGGGAUACUCAAAUAAAGGAUGGUUUGAAUAAAUUGAUUGAUCAACGUUUACACUCACAACAAAAUUCAUUAGGUGAACACACUAAUGCUUCUGCUAACCAGAAUACUGGAGUUUUGGGUCAUAUAGUUGUUGCAUCAAAUUGUAAUGACUUUGAUGAUGGUCGAAUGUCAGAUCUGUCUGGUGCCAUAGCCAAUGAACGGAUUCAACGUUUAGAGUCAAAUGUAGCCCAGCUCUAUCAAGUAUGUCGUUGUUUGAUGCUCGAAAACUCUCAUUUGAAUUCUACAGUCACUCAGUUAAUGUUACACAACUCAUCUCAUCAGCCUAUUUCAUCAAUCACAUCUUUGGAGCCGUCCAUUUCAGCUGUUGGAUCUAUUGCAUUUCAUCAGUGUCAAUGUAGUUCGUCUAUUCCAAGUUAUAACCAAAUACUAUUAACUGACUCUGGAGCAUCUUACCAAGCGAUGCUUUAUAGACAAGAGCAUCCAUCAAAGAGUUUACCUUGUUCCUUGAAUGUAUGUCCACGAAGUUCUGUUGCGUACGCUCCUAAUAGUUUAAGAGAUACUGACCAGCCGCUUACACAGAGUGGUGUCCAUGAGGUUCCCCAGAUCCAGCUGCUUAUUAAUCAAAUUAUGCAACAGCAAUCUAAUCUUACUCAAUUGCAAUUGGAGCUUCAUCGUUUGACGCGAUCACAGUCACAAAUUAAGCCGUCAUUUCUUCCUACUGAUGGUAAUUUCCAUGGACCUUUAUUAUCUCAUCCGGAGAAUACUGGGUUAAAUUUUCCGGCUGUUACUGCCCAUUUACUACAGGGGACUACAGGAUUUCCUCCGUCUGUCGAGUCGAUCAGCCGUCAGGUUAAUUUUACAGGAACCAAUAAUUCUCCUCAAAUGCUUGGAAAUUCUCUUGUCUCACCCCAAACUUUGUCGGCUAACUGGUCUUUGAAUACUGUUCCUAAUGUUCAUCAGUGUUCCAGAGAUGCUACAUUUUCAAAUAUAGGUCAAAGACCAUCUGUACAAACUGCAUCUAUUCCGAGCUCUGUUUUACUAACUGAUCCCAGUGUGAAUCUUACAUCGCCUCAUGGUUCUUCUCUCUGUCAAAACAACAUUGGUUUCAAUAGACAUAUCUAACGAUGAAUCGGAAAAUAUCUCACAUUGUAACGUUUGAUCUCACUUGAUAAUCAAUUUUAACAAUUAAUUUUAUUGUUGCAUUUAGUUUUACCAUUUUCGACUUUUUCGUUUACUUUAUUUUUCUUGAGAAUGUAGUACGUUUCUUUUUAAUAUUGAACAAUGUGUUUAGAUCAGUUGUGUUUCCUUCUAAUCCCUUAUUCUAUAUCCAACACUGACGGCUAUUUCACUCAACCAAAUAAAUCUCCCUUUAGUGCUCAUCAAAAAAUUCUGUUUAUGAAAUAAGUUCUAUCUUAUUGUAGUUUUAAUUUAUUAACAUCAUUUUGUUUUCAUAUUCCCAACCAAAAAAAGACAAACAAACAAAUUAGUUGGAAUUUAGUUCCUAUGCAUUAUUAUUACAGAUCAUCUGAUAUAUUGUUUCUUAUCUUCAAUCUUGUCAACACUCAAUGCAUUAAAAUAAAGAUGAAAUGUAACUUUUUGUCCAGCCAUCUUGUUUGUUUUUAAUAUUCUAUAUCAAUAAAUUGUUUUAAGUAGUCAAAGCUCACUUUAAUUCGACCUAUCUGUAUAAAGAAAAACUUGGAUACUAAAUGUUAAGUCACAUGCUUGAACCUCACUCUUUGUAAGUUAGUUUGAGCAGGUGGUCAUUAUCUGAAACCUUAUAUCAUAAGUUUACUGUAUUAUCAAGUACUUCAUACCUUACUUGAUCAUUGUAAAGCAUUAUCAGAUAAGUUAUUGUUUUGUGUGAAUAUAUCCCAAAUUGUAUAUUUAAUCUACAUAAUUCUAACUUGUAUUUGGUGUUCCAGAACCAAUCUAGUC
This is a messenger RNA of Schistosoma intercalatum, 8051 nucleotides long. NCBI's taxonomy places the organism in Eukaryota, Metazoa, Platyhelminthes, Trematoda, Strigeidida, Schistosomatidae. The record is from the annotation of a GenBank genome assembly.